Messenger RNA from Mollisia scopiformis, 2683 nucleotides. Its product is annotated as RhoGAP-domain-containing protein. The transcript is spliced from 3 exons. Gene Ontology annotation, cellular component: cell cortex. The coding region runs from base 188 to 2536 and encodes 782 amino acids. NCBI's taxonomy places the organism in Eukaryota, Fungi, Ascomycota, Leotiomycetes, Helotiales, Mollisiaceae. The record is from RefSeq and is a predicted model, not a curated record. Gene Ontology annotation, biological process: activation of GTPase activity; signal transduction; regulation of fungal-type cell wall organization. Gene Ontology annotation, molecular function: GTPase activator activity.
AACCAGAAGCAAGCAUCGCAUACUCGCUAUUGCUACCUGAGAUCGAUUCCAAACAUAUCCAAGUGCGGCCGCCUGCAAAGAAACAUCGAUCUACCGGGCCACUUGGCUCAUCGCGAAGCUCCUAUCGCUGGACAUCCUGUAUAGUCUCUAUAACAGUGUCUAGUAGACCAGAUAGCCCGCAUCCGAGAUGGCUUCCGACCCCCCAGGAUCAUCAAGGGCUCAGCAGCCUCAUGCUGGCCCACAGCCUGCUCCCAUCCCCGCACCAGGGGACGCAGCUUCACCUCCGUCCAAGGCCAGUCUGAAGCAAUGGUGGAGAAACUUUAGCAAGCCGCCAAACAAAGGACAAGAAAAUGUAUCAAAUGUGCAACAACCAACAGGAAUAUUCGGUGUCCCGCUGCGACAGAGUAUCACCUACGCGAACGUUGCCAUCUCACUCGUAGACGGCGAAGGACGCAGUUACAUCUAUGGCUACGUGCCGAUUGUGGUAGCCAAGUGUGGAGUCUUCUUGAAGGAGAAAGCAACUAACGUAGAAGGAAUCUUCCGCUUGAGUGGAUCAGAAAAGAGAAUAAAGGAGCUUAGAACCCAAUUCGAUUCGCCUGACCGUUACGGAAAAGGCCUAGACUGGGCAGGAUACACCGUUCAUGACGCUGCGAACGUGUUGAGGCGAUAUCUGAAUCAGCUUCCGGAGCCAAUUGUUCCCCUGGAGUUGUAUGAAAAAUUUCGGGAGCCACUUCGCGGUCACACCCAAGAGGCCGUUGGAGACGCAGAAGGACCACAACUCGCAGCUGAUUUCGACGUCGCGAAAGCGAUUUCCACGUACCAGAAGUUGAUCACUGACCUUCCGCCUUUGAAUCGCCAGUUGUUGUUGUACAUCCUCGACUUGCUUGCAGUGUUCGCUUCAAAAUCCGAUGAAAAUCGCAUGCCUUCUGCUAACCUAGCCGCCAUCUUCCAGCCCGGUAUGCUCUCUCACCCGCAACACGACAUGGCACCCGAAGAGUAUCGAUUGAGUCAAGAUGUGUUGAUCUUCCUGAUCGAGAACCAAGAUCAUUUCUUGAUUGGCAUGAGGGGCACUGCUGCAGAUGAACAGACGGUUUAUGAAGUGCAGAAUGGAGGUACUCCUCCUCCUGGGACUCCGAAUACGCCUGGUAGAAAGACUAAUGUUGCAAGAUCUGCAUCAAACGCCAGUGCCGGAGCAGACAGCGUGAGGAAGUAUGGUGGGAUACGACGUAAUGUAUCCGUUUCCUCUCGGCACUCACGACAAUCGAAUGGUGCACCCAGCCCAGCAAGUCCUGCUUAUGGAGCACCUUUAACGAACACAACGAGUAGUGGUGUUCACAGAAGCAAUACCGUACCAUCGAAGCGUUCUCCAGGAUUGCCAGGAAACCGUCUGCAAAAGACUUCAGGCUCCCCAUCCCCUACUGCUACUGCCUUUAACCCAGCUCAAGCCGCUGCUCCUCGUGGUCUUUCUCCUGCAGGCGUUACUAUUGAAGACCGGAGCUUUACUUCCUCAUCCCCUGGCGCUACGCCGACUGCACUUGGCAUCUCUGCAACUUCUGCAGCUUCAGCAAUUACUAGCCAAGAGCGAUUAUUAGCUGAACCCGGCAACGCAGCGACCCCAGCCAGAGAGCGAAACAUCUCCAAUCUCUUUCAGAGAUCACCUACUGCCGAGACCGAUCGAAAGGCCCCUAAAAAGCUCCAAAAGAAGAGAGGGGCUCCAGGAAGUGCUAAUCCGAGUGCACAGAGCUCUACACAGUCUCUUCAUUCUCAGAGCCACCUAGCUUCACCUCCGCUCAACGCAGCUCGUGGUACAGGCGAUGUCACUGAAUCCUCACCUUUGGAACCAAUCCCUUCAUCUUCAGAACCUCCUGCAAUCGAACAAACCGAAGCCACUCCUCCUGCCACCACCACUCCUCGGGCUGAUCAAACUGCACAUCAAUUUCCCACUCGACCUGAGGGCAUGCAUCAACCAUCUGAGAGAACUCUGAAGCCAGCUUCACCACCCACUUCUUUACACUCAAGCUCUUCGUUCAACGAUCAAUCAGAUGCAGAUCGACAUGAUGAUACUGUUGUGGCUAAUGAACCAAAGGAGAAGCGUCGCUUGUUCCGCAUGUCCCGACAUCGAGAUACGUCUGGGCCAUCUCUCACACCAAGAAAAGGUCUUGGUUCAGAUGCUGGCGCUGGAGCAAGUUCGACGUCUGUAGGCUCGGCUAAGCCAAGAAAGAGCUGGACUGGUGAAACUAUGCCCGCUAGCUCCGAUUCCACUCUUGUUGGUGCCCAUCUUCAUUCCAGCAACGACACGGAUCAUGGGGAAGAGAAGAAGGGUCCCUUGAGCCGAUUAUGGGAGAAGGUCCGUGAGAACAAAGAGGAGAGAGAUGCAAAGAAGGAGCGCAAUAAGAGUCCACCUGGUUCGAAUGAACGCCUUGCUUCAGCACUUCCUCGAGGAAAGAGCAUGGAUGUGAGACGCGAUGAACACUUCGAGAUGCCAUUGGAAGGAUCAUCGACCCCACGAGCUCAACAACCACCACCACCUCGAUGACACCUAGAAGCAUGAAAUCGUUCAGUUAUAAUUCUUGCUAUGUGUUUGAUUCAAAAUUGCGGGUUUAGCCGGAGUAGCGGGUGGAUCACGUCUAUUUCCUUUUCAUCGUUUUCAGCCAAACUUCACGACUUGUUUUUCAAAGAUCGA